Messenger RNA from Amoebophrya sp. A120, 2118 nucleotides. Lineage: Eukaryota; Dinophyceae; Syndiniales; Amoebophryaceae. The record is from the annotation of a GenBank genome assembly.
CGACAAUAGAUUUCGACGAGUCGGAGUAGUUGCAGUUUGCAGAAAACGAGCGGACAAAAAAAGUGCUUUCGUUUUGUCGAGUGCCCGAACGAUCUUGCCGCGAAGAGAAACGAGCGAAAAAGCUGCGAGACUUUUUGGCUUUUCCUUUUUUCCGAUUUGCACUUCUUGUAAGUAGCCGCAGGCACCCUUACAGGAGUAGGAGUUGCAUUCUCAUUCUCUUAAGCACGAUGAAGCCAAAUUGAGAAGAACAAAAACCGCUGUAUACAACAAUGGGUGCUCCCUCGGAAAAUUAUCAGGGCGAAGCCGCCAAGCGCUUCGACCCAACCUCGACCUCGUCCCCAGUAGUGGAUCUCUCGCAAGGCAACUGGGUCGGUUGUGUACGUGCCCCGGGCGGAAGGCUGGAAUCCGUGCGGAUUUGGGAAGGGAACGAGUUGUCCAAGACGGGCAUUGUCGAGAAGAUCUGCCUCAGCUCCAAUAAACCCACAAGCGAAAAUCCGCUCCAAGACGUUUCUGCGAAAUUCGAACCCAACAAUACAAACCACAUCACCGGCGCUGACAAAAAACCUCCGAGUGCUGGUGACACCGGUCAAAAGUUUCCCCACGAACUGGACCCGGCGGGGAAAAUCGGCGCCCGGGGCGAAUUCUUUUUGCAGCAGCACAAGCGAGGAAGGCUUUCGAGCGCCGGUAUCAACCGUAAAAAUGUCUGGGUCAGGAAGAAUGCAAGAUUUGUGAUGCAGGUUUUCCAUGACCCAUGAGGUCUGGAAUGCGAGACCCAGCAUGACAGAUUAUUCGAGGUCUCUAUCAUGCCUUUCCUGCAUGAGAAACUCCCUCUCAACUUGGUCAAAAGUGGACAGCUUUUGGCACUCACGCAACACAGAUUUUUGCAUCAUUCAGAUUUAGCAUGACAAGUUCCAACCUUCCAGACCCAGAUGACGCUUUUGCAUUUCAUAGCCGGUCAUCAAGCGCAAAAGACCCAACAAAGCCAUCCGCUCGACCACAAGGCCCCGGCCGGCGCGAGCUUGCGGGACUUCGUGAAAGCGAAGCGGAAAUGGGUGCAGGAUGUGUACAACGAAUACGGACUUGAAAAUGAGGAAAACGACAUUUACCGUGCAGCCGGGUUUGCUGCUUUACCCGAAUCUGGGGCGCGCAAGACAAGAGUUGACGCACCAGACCCAGAUUUCGAGCACUCCGUCGCGAAAAGCUUAAUGGAGCAGAAGCAGAUCUCUGCCGGAGCGAGUCGAAAGCUCGAGCCGUUUCAGCAGACAGAACCGACGUUACUGGAGCAGAAACGGCCACGACAGGUGCACCUGCAUGCGGAUCGAAAAAACCGCGGAUCUUCAGCCGGGUUGUACUACAGCGGAACGAAAAAUGCUGUAACGCAGGGAGAUGAAGCGGAAAUCUCUGCGACAGCUAGCUCGGAGUUCUCGAGAACGAACAGUCGGACGAGUGCAACUGCUACUUCAUCGGCGAAUCACGACGGCGGUACUAGAAGCGCCAUGAUGCGGAGAAAUCAGUCGGACCAAGUAAGCGCGGCUCUUAACCUUUCGGCUGCGGAUCAGGUUGCUCGCACCACUCCAGCGGUGACAAAGCGACCUACUUCUUCUAAACAGCUCCCCGCACAGGAGUUCUCUGCCGAUUUGAAGCCGCUGUCUUCGAGCGUCACUGGAAAAAACAAAAUCGCCACCGAUGUGACCAAAUCCAGCGUCGCGCCAUUCCUUAGUCGUACAUUCGAUGUGAAUCAGAACGAAAUCAAAUACGGCCCCAAAUCGCAGCAUGGCGUAGGGGUAGGCGAAGGUUCAAAAACUGCCAGAAGAGGAAGGUCCGAUGAAGAGAAAGAAAACCUUCUGCCGCAGCGGCAAGAAGAGAACACAUUUGAGGGGACGCUGUCAGACGGAAGCUGCCUGUGUGUGCGUAAGUGGGUUCCUACUGCAGAGGAAAAAGCUUUGAUAAAAGCAGGGGCGGCACGAGGGGGAAAAGAUCCAAGAAGUGCUCUGAGAUGAAAGAGAUGACAGUCAUCGUACUAGAAGUUCUAGGGCGAUACAUUGUGCGACAAUUAAUUGUGAAAAAAAUGACUUAUCCAUCCUUCGAGCGACUUGGUUGUAGCUACGUCAAACUAAU